Messenger RNA from Pseudophryne corroboree (corroboree frog), 5279 nucleotides. It is a transcript of the gene ARAP2, whose product is annotated as ArfGAP with RhoGAP domain, ankyrin repeat and PH domain 2. The transcript is spliced from 34 exons. Gene Ontology annotation, molecular function: phosphatidylinositol-3,4,5-trisphosphate binding; GTPase activator activity; protein binding. The record is from RefSeq and is a predicted model, not a curated record. Gene Ontology annotation, cellular component: cytoplasm. Gene Ontology annotation, biological process: signal transduction. Lineage: Eukaryota; Metazoa; Chordata; Amphibia; Anura; Myobatrachidae. Bases 334 to 5079 code for a protein of 1581 amino acids.
CCUCCCUCUAGAAAAAUGUAUUAUGUGCGGACAAAGUCUGAAAAGGGAACAGGAAAAAAAGAAAGAAAUCUAGUGUAGAUGUAACAGGCAUGAGGUGCGAGGCAUUUCCACAACAUGCCUCUGCUAUAGGUGAUAAGGAGCGUUAGAGGAGGUUCAGGAAGAUGCAAUCUCUCCUGACAGCUUUCAGCAGAUUACGUAAUGAAGUUGAUGUAGAAGAGGUCAUUGCUUGCGGAAAGUUCAAACCAGGUGGUCCAAUAAUGGUGACUCAUAUGAAACAUCUCUGGAUUGGUCUGUUUUCGCAAUGAUGCUUUAUACAAGUUUCAGGAUGUCAUAAUGACCUCUUACAGCCAAACAGAACAUCCCAUCGGACAGAUGCUUGCUGAUAUUAAUUUAGAAACUUAUCGCUCACUCUUUCAAACAUUAGGCUACAAAACUGUUUCAGAUUGUGCCCAAUUAAAUCAUGAGAGGCUGCAAGAAAUGGGAAUAUCACUUACUGGGCAUAGGAAGCGUAUUCUCAGGAAGAUACAGGAAUUUCUGGAGAUGGAACGCUUGCCUCCUGAGCAUUCUUCUGCAGAAGUAACAGGUGCAAGCAUGUUAUUAAAAAAUGAGGACAAUAUUACAAUGGUUGCAAAAACAUCUCACAGCCUUUCACAGGAAUCCAACACCACGCUCAUCAGCCCAUCAGUGAAUUGCUGGCCAUCAGGACAAACGGGUGACGCUGUUUCCAUGCAACUCAAACAGGUUGACCCGGAGAGACCAAGUGGAAACUCUGGAGAUUACAAUGAUAUAUUACUGGGUAACAGAGAACACAGGGACUCAGGGAAUUCUGAUUUUUUUGAAUUUCAAGGACCCAUGGUUGAAAAUGAUUUAUAUGGAGAAAUGAAUAAUGAUCAUAUGAAGAAAACAAAAAAUAAGAAAUUUCCAACAAGAUCGUUCAUAUUAAGAAAUAGACCAGUUCCUGACCUGCCCGUAUCUGUCACUGAGACGUCCUUCAAAAGCUAUGCCAAAGAAGUAAGCACAAUGGAUAAUUGCCCUGAAGGAAAUUUUACCUGCAACUUACAAAACCAGCAAUCUGGAGAUGAGAACAUUCAUCCGAUCUCGCCAUAUGAGGAGACAUUCUUUUUCAGAGCUUCAGAGUGCACAGAGGAAGCUUCCGGAGAUAAGUUUUCAGUUUCUAGUAAUAGUGAUCUGAACGAAGGCACCGGAAUCAACGCAAGCCCAGAACAUAAUUCUCCAUGUAAAACAUCCUCAAUGCAAGGACACACAGAGGAGUCAGUGUAUUCAUCACUGGAGGAAUGCACACUUCGGUUGGGAGGAACAGCCACUGUGGACAAGAGAAGACAAUCACUCCCCGAUGCCAGACUACUGAAAGAUAACAUUAGUCACCAUGAAGUAGAAACAUUGGUUCAAGAAAUUGAUCCAUUGUCCCAAGAAGAUUACUCAAUCACACCGUAUGCAUGCUUCUAUGGACCGUAUACCAUGCUGAAUAAAGCUGGCUGGUUAGACAAACUUUCCCCUCACAGUAGUUGCAUGUUUCAGAAGAGAUGGGUUAAAAUUGAUGGCCAUCAUGUUUCUUACUAUCAGAGUGACAGGGAUGUUUUUGCAAAAGGGAAGAUUUUACUGUCCGCAAUAACAAAAACUAAAAAACUCGGUGAGAACAAAUUUGAAGUUGUGACAUCGCAGAGGACAUUUGUUUUCCGAGCAGAAAAAGAAGGACAUAGACAUGAAUGGAUAAGCACUUUGGAACGUGUAUUAGAGACACAGGCAAAGAACUGUCCGGUGCUCUGUGUUGGUGAUAAAAGUGGAUACCUUGAGAUAAGAGGAUACAAAAAUAAAAUCUAUACCGUUAUAAAUGGAAGUAAAUUGUGGCUCAGUAAAAGCAAACAGGACUACAAUGCUGGGAUCACCAUCACUGACAUUACGAUGACUAUGAUCACUUUAAAAAACAUUGAUCGAAGGUGUUUUGAGAUCACGACACCUUUUAGAAAUUUCUGCUUUACAGCAGAGUCUGAAAGAGAGAAGCAGGAGUGGAUUGAAGAAUUACAGCAAUCAAUAGCAGAGACUGUUGCUGAUUAUGAAGUAGCUGAAAAGAUUUGGUUCAAUGAAUCGAACAAGAGUUGUGCAGAUUGUCGUGCUCCAAAUCCUGACUGGGCAUCGAUCAACCUGGGUGUUGUCAUUUGCAGAAACUGUGCAGGUCAACAUAGAACACUGGGAAGUAAAGUUUCAAAGGUGCACAGCUUAAAGCUAGAUACAGAAAUCUGGAGCGAUAAACUUAUUGAGGUUUUCAUUGUUCUGGGAAAUGAAAAAGUUAAUAGCUUCUGGGAAGCAAAUCUUUUGCCUGAAAACAUGCUUCCUGUGACCUCCACUAUUAAUCAGAGGAGAUUAUUUGUCACACAAAAAUACAAAGAAGGAAGAUUUAAAAAGAUACUUUCUCCUGACCCGACUCCUCAGCAGCUGAAUGAGGCUUUGUGUACUGCAGUGACUAAACCUGAUGUAUUGGAAACAAUGAUAUUAGUAUUCAGUGGAGCCAAUAUCAUGUGUGCAACUGGAGACCCCAUCCACAGCACCCCGUACCUUUUAGCGAAAAUGGCUGGACAGUCUUUGCAGAUGGAGUUCUUACAUAAUAAUAGAUUGUCAGAUUACAAAACAUCAGACUAUCUCGCAAAGACUGGAAGUAAUCAAAGUAUGUUUUAUUGUGGCUAUUUAUAUAAAGCUUUGUCCAGCUCUUCUAAGAUGUCAGCCUACCAAAAAAUAAAAGAAGAAAUGAAGAAAUGGUGGUGUACCAUAGACAGCAGUCUUCUGAGCUAUUAUGAAGAUGAAAGUGAUUCCGUGCCAGAGGGCUGUAUUGAUUUAAGUGAAUCUCUGUGUUUGGUUGUUCAUCCAUCAGAUUUCAAUCUGAAUUCACGGGCCAUCUCUACUUUUGAGAUCUUCUUAUUGUCAGAACGUAUGUUUCUUUUUGGAGCUGAAAAUGCAGAGUCUCAGAGAGAAUGGGCCAAGGCAAUAUCUAAGAAUUUUGUUCCUAAUGUAGAGGAAAAGUUAACAGAGUUAGAGUUUGAUGUAAUUGGAUAUUUACAUUACAAAGAUUCAUAUAGUCUUAUGGACUGGAAAGAAGGUUGGUUCGCCUUAGAGAAAUCCCGCCUGCACUACAGCAACGCUCAAGAAAAUAUUCUAGGAGACGUUAUUGAACUGAAGAAACUGCAGGAACUUACAAGAAGCUCAUCUGUGAUAAAUGGAGAAAAGAAAAAUGUUGUGCUACUAGUUGAAAAUGGAAGGACAUUAUAUAUCCAUGGACAUACGAUUCAGGAUUUCAUGGUCUGGCAUUGUGCAAUUGAAAAAGCAGCAAGUACAGAUGGCAAUGCGCUACAGGAUCAGCAGCUCUGCAAAAACAACAUUCCAAUUAUUGUGCAUAGCUGUAUGGCAUUUGUUACACAGUAUGGCUUGGGAAGCAAAUCUCUGUAUCUUAAGAACGGGGACCCGCUGAAAGUAAGGGAGUUGUUGGAAGACUUUAAAAAGGAUGCACGGAGCAUUAAACUAAAAGUCGGAAAACAUCAUCUGGAAGACGUGACUGAUGUGCUGAAAUGUUUUUUAUAUGAAAUAGAUGAUGCACUUCUGACAAAAGAACUAUAUCCAUAUUGGAUCUCUGCCCUAGAUAUUCAGGAUGAGCAGGAGCGAGUGGUAAAGUACAAAACCUUAAUUGAUACGCUCCCAACGCUGCAGAAAGCUACACUGGCAGCUCUAAUUGAACACCUCUACAGGAUUCAAAAAUGCUCUGAUGUCAAUUACCUGGACACGCACAUUUUAGCAAAAGCAUUUGCUUCUCACCUCUUUCAAACCAAAGGACAGCGUGACACGGAGGUCCAUGUUGUAGAGGAGCUGAUCAGACACUAUGCCGAGAUCUUUGAUGUAAGUGAGGAACAACUACAACAAAUGGAUAUUGAAAACCGUUUCAUUACCAAAUGGAAUGAUGUCCAGAUUCAAAGUCCACAGUCUGGUGACUUGUUGCUUGAGGUGUUCAUGGAAAGAAAAGACCCUGACACUUCUGUUAUUAUUAGGGUCUCUCCAAGAAUGGUAGCUGCAGAACUGACCAUUUGUGUAGCCGGCAUUAGAAAUAUCACCUUGCCUAAGGACAUGUUCUGGACUACGUUUGAAGUCCUUGAGAAUGGAGAGAUUGAGCGCCCCAUGCACUACAAUGAAAGAGUUUUAGCAACAGUUCUGGAAUGGAGCAUGCUUCGUGACCCGGGAAAUGCCUACUUACUUGUAAAACCCUUUCCUGCAAGCAAUCACCUGCUGAGUUUAGGCAGGUACACUUCCCUUCAAAUGCAAUCAGGCAAUAUGAAAUACAAAGAGGAUUCAUCAAAACUUCUUUCUGGAAAUAAGUUUCAAGAGAGAUAUUUUGUUUUGAGAGAAAGGAAGCUCCUUAUCUACAAAGACAUAAAGAGCAUCAAGCCAGAAAAAGUGUUACCUGUGGUACCAUGUAAGCUUUACAUUGGAGUCAAGAAGAAAAUGAAGCCACCAACAAGCUUUGGCUUAACAGUUUGUUUUGAGAAACAUCAAUGGUAUCUCUGUUGCAAAACAGAAGAAGCACAAAUGGAGUGGUUAAUUAGUAUUCUCAAUGCACAGUAUGCGGGUGAUUUAUUUCCAAGAAAAAGGAAUGAAAAAAUUCUUACAGCUUCAAAUCUACAGAUAACAGAAUUUUGUGGGAAAGCAAAGAUGAACCCCGCUGAAGCUAAGCACAUGCCUGCGUCUGAGAAAACAAGAAGAAAAAUGAAACACACAGCUUCGAGAGAAGAACUCAGCAAUGCAGUGCAACAGAGGAUGUCAAUGAUGGUGGAUGUUUUCAGUUAUAAAGAAGAAGAAAGGCUUAGCAACCAAAAGAAACACUACAGUUUGGUUGACCUUGACAGUCCUGAGAAUUAUAGCCGUGACACUAGCGAAAUACACACAAUGGAUGUCAACAGGCUACACAAUCCUACAGAUCAGAUGAACAAAGAGCUGUCAUCAAAUACACAACUGCCCCAGAAUGUUAUCAAGGAACUAAACCUGGUUAUUCUCAAGAGCAGAAAAGACAGGAUUCAAUGAGCAUUAUACAGAUGUAUUUCAAGUAUAUCUCCAAAUGUUUGUAGGAAUAGAAGAAGUUCUAUAAUUUCAAGAGUAAUUCAUUAUUAAUGUUAAUCCUAUAUGUGUCUCUAUUAAUAUUCAAAAUAACUCAUUUGCAGCUUAAUGACUAGAACAGUUUAAGCGUUUUUUGGAUUAACUUUUAUUUUUUUUAUCCUUAAGUC